CCAUACAUUUGUAGGAUUCUCAGUCAGCUAGUCUGCAUAGCCCUGCACGUUUUUAUCGCUGCCAAGAAAUGCCGUGAGCAUCACGCCCGAUAAUCAGAUAAUAUAAAAGACACACACGAAGGGUCUUCCUGCGUCACAUAUAUAGCUGCCUUCAACAUUUGCAUGUCAAGAUCAUCCUUUCCCGUUAUCUGAUAAUGACAUCCUACCUUUUCCAACCAACAGUCCUGAAGUAUAUAUCGAUACUUCAUAUAAUUGCCAUGCUCUGUACUAUUUUUAGGCUUGUUUACAGAGGUUGGAUGCGUCACUUGUGGUGGGAGGAUGCAUGGGCAGCAUUUUCACUGAUCUCAGACGUUAUUUGCCUGCUAUGCAUCUGGAUCCAUACCUCGAUAAGUUUCCCUACCUGGACCUUCUCUGUGGCUUUCACCUCCGUUGUCUGGGCUGCGCGUAUGAGCAUGAUUUUCUCCAUCAUCCGAAUUGCCAGCCCUUCAGGUCACAAGUACCAGAAAUGGAUCACCUAUCUCAUCACAGUAUCCUUCGCGGGUAUGUGGGCUGUAGUACUGGUAUCGAAGGAUAGCACGUGCGUUUUCACAUGCCAGAAGACCAUGCCAGUAGCGCUCUUGCAAUUAAUUACGGAUGUCGUCGCGGAUGUUUCUCUCAUUCUUGCGCCCCUGCUGUUCUGGAAAAAUACAGGGCUCUCAAGCAACCACAAAAUAUUGAUCCUCUCCCCAUUCGGCGCAUCGCUCCUUAUCACUGCGAUUACAAUCCCCCACUCCGUAAUGCUCCUCCACUCUGCCUCAGAAACGACGCUCAUCAUCGCUCACGUCAAGGCCGCCCUCAGUCUCGUCGUCUGCAACCUCCUAGUGAUCGUCACUUUGAUAUACCGCGUGUGCUGGAAGAGAACACUUGACCCGGACCAAACACUUGAAUCUCCCAUAAUCUUUACGAGCGUUAUCACGGCACAAAUCCACGUCAGCGCGAUUUCUAUAACAUCACCCCCUGUGCAUGAGGAGACUACUCAAGAUACUUAACGACGGGCGUUGACUGGGAAAACAGAAGAUGAAAGACGCAAAUGUCCUUUUUACCAAAGGGUGCGCUAGCACAGAAGAAUGGAAAGCAAUAUUUAGAUGAUGGCGUUCAGUGAUUAGAGUUGCCAAAGAUGAUGCGCAAGUACUUUAUUCACCUUGGGAUACAACGA
Molecule: messenger RNA, 1195 nt
Organism: Suillus discolor
Lineage: Eukaryota; Fungi; Basidiomycota; Agaricomycetes; Boletales; Suillaceae
Exons: 7
Coding region: 195-1028 (277 amino acids)
Source: RefSeq, a predicted model, not a curated record